Molecule: messenger RNA, 2197 nt
Organism: Drosophila busckii
Lineage: Eukaryota; Metazoa; Arthropoda; Insecta; Diptera; Drosophilidae
Gene: deltaCOP
Product: coatomer subunit delta
Exons: 8
Coding region: 160-1761 (533 amino acids)
Biological process (GO): Golgi localization; retrograde vesicle-mediated transport, Golgi to endoplasmic reticulum; endoplasmic reticulum to Golgi vesicle-mediated transport
Cellular component (GO): cytosol; COPI vesicle coat
Source: RefSeq, a predicted model, not a curated record
UUACGAUAGAACCGAACACGUCAGCUACGCGGAGCGGCUUAAUUGACAAAUAUUUUGUUUUGGUUAUAUCAAAUCAGUUAGAUCCAAUUGCAACACCUAAACGCUUGUCAAGUGAUUUCAAAGUAUUCAACAGCUGUUACAACUAGCGCUGCCAACAAAAUGGUACUUAUAGCUGCGGCAGUCUGCACAAAGAAUGGCAAAGUCAUAUUGUCACGUCAGUUCGUGGAGAUGACGAAGGCGCGAAUUGAGGGCUUGUUGGCUGCUUUUCCGAAGCUCAUGACAGCUGGCAAGCAGCACACGUAUGUGGAAACGGAUUCGGUGCGGUAUGUGUACCAGCCCAUGGAGAAGCUCUACAUGCUGUUGAUCACUACAAAGGCCAGUAACAUACUUGAGGAUUUGGAAACAUUGCGUCUGUUCUCCAAAGUGAUUCCAGAGUACAGCCAUUCUCUGGACGAGAAAGAGAUUGUGGAGAAUGCCUUCAACUUAAUCUUUGCCUUUGAUGAAAUUGUAGCGCUCGGCUAUAGAGAGAGCGUUAAUCUGGCGCAGAUUAAGACCUUUGUCGAAAUGGACUCGCAUGAGGAGAAGGUUUAUCAGGCGGUGCGACAGACACAGGAGCGUGAGGCGCGUCAGAAGAUGCGCGAGAAGGCCAAGGAGCUGCAGCGCCAGCGCAUGGAGCUCACCAAGCGUGGCGGUCCCUCCAUGAGUGGAAUGGGCGGACGCAGCGGUGGUUUCAGUACUGAUAGUUAUGGCAGUAGCGGCAUUAGCAGCAGCGACUCCGCUAGUGGUGCACUUGGUGCGCCUUCCAUUGAGCAUGACCACAAGCCAAUGUCCAGCAAGGGACCACAAAAGCCCGUGUCGCGCAAUGCGCUUAAGCUGGGCGGAAAGUCCAAGGACGUGGACAGCUUUGUGGAUCAGCUGAAGAGCGAAGGCGAGAAGAUUGCCAAUUUGGCGCCAGCUAUAGCUGCUGGUGGCAAUAGUGCGGCUGCCAGCGCCAGUGCUGCAGCCAAAGCAAAAAUCUCAGCAGAUAUACAUACAGAGAGCGUGCAUCUUAAAAUGGAGGACAAGCUGGUUGUGCGUUUGGGUCGCGAUGGUGGUGUGCAACAGUUCGAGCUAUCUGGUUUGCUUACGUUGCGCAUUACGGAUGAGAAGCUGGGCUUCAUCAAGGUGCAGCUUGCGAACAAUGAUACGCAAGGCAUACAGCUGCAAACGCAUCCCAAUGUGGACAAGGAGCUGUUCAAGUCACGCGCCAUUAUUGGCCUCAAGAAUCCAGCCAAGCCAUUCCCACUCAAUACCGAUGUGGGUGUGCUCAAGUGGCGCUUCGUAUCACAGGAUGAGUCAGCUAUACCAUUGACCAUUAACUGCUGGCCCUCAGACAAUGGUGAAGGUGGUUGCGAUGUCAACAUUGAGUACGAAUUAGAAGCACAACAUCUGGAGCUACAAGAUGUUACCAUUCUCAUACCAUUGCCCGUCAAUGUGCAACCCUCUGUGGCCGAGUAUGAUGGCACCUAUAACUAUGAUGCACGCAAGCAUGUGCUGCAGUGGCAUAUUCCUAUCAUUGAUGCGGCCAACAAGUCCGGCUCCAUGGAGUUUAGUUGCAAUGCCUCAAUACCUGGCGAUUUCUUCCCCUUGCAAGUCAUGUUCAUCUCCAAAACUCCCUAUGCUGCCAUUAGCGCUGUGGAUGUGGUCCAGGUGGACAAUAACGAUUCCGUUAAGUUUUCAAACGAAACUAUACUCUUUGUGGAGAAAUAUGAAAUCGUUUAAUUGCCAAUACACGUACAGAGAGAGAGUAACACACACACAUACACACACACUCGUACACACGUCGUAGUAGUAUACCUAGUAUCAAUACCAAUACUUACCUUUAUAUUUUUGAGCGAGUUUUUCGCCUUAUGUAUGAUUAUAUAAAUGUUAGAGCUAUGUUUACACAUGCAUAUUAUAUAUACACACGCGUUGAGAGAAACCAGCUAAACGUACAUAUUAUAUGCAUAUACAUAUACACGCGCUUCAAGCCACAAUUGAAUUGGGCUAGCAGCAAAUUCCAUAAGGCGUGUGUUCUCCACAAUUAUCAUUUCCUAGGGUAUUUAACAUACACGCAAUACACAUGUAUAUUUGAUUAUUUUCAAAUUCAUUUCGUUUGCUGCGCCUACGCAGGCUCAAAAACAAAUUGUAAUAAAAUAUAUGUCAUCAAUAACUGUAU